AUGUUGGCGCCCGCCCCUCCACUCCGCCGCCGCCGCCUCCUCCACCCAAUUCCCUUCGCCCCGACCUCCGCCGUCACCGCUCCCGCCGCCCUGUCGCCCCGAAAGCCGACGCCUUUUCGCCUCCGAGCCCUUCGACGGCCCUCCCCGCCUGACGCCGCGGCGGCCGUUGGUUCUCUUACCGACGACUGCUUCGACUUGCUUCGCUUCUCCGUGGGGUGCGGCGACGUCGACCUCGCCAGAGCCGUGCACGCUGUGUUCCUCAGGCUCGAGCUCGAGGAGAAUCCCAGUUUGGGCAAUGCUCUCAUCGUGGCCUACCUCAAGCUUGGCCGCACUUCGGAUGCUUACGGCGUCUUCGGUGGGCUGUCGCGUCCCAACGUGGUUUCUUACACGGCCGUCGUCUCUGGUCUCGCUAAGGCGGACCGAGGACUCGAAGCGGUGGAGGUUUUCUUUAGAUUGAUGGGUUCAGGUAUUCACCCGAAUGAGUAUAGCUUCGUUGCGAUUCUGACCGCUUGUAUACGGCUAACUGAAUUGGAGCUGGGCGUGCAAGUCCAUGCUUUGGUGGCUAAAACGGGUUAUUUAGAAAGCACUUUCGUUUCGAAUGCACUUAUGGGUAUGUACAAUAAAUGCGAGUGCCUGGAUUCUGCUCUUGCAUUGUUUGACGAAAUGCCUAAGAGAGACGUUGCUUCCUGGAAUACUGUAGUUUCUGGAUUGGUGAAGGCCCAAAUGUACGAGAGAGCGUUUGAAUCUUUUCGGCAAAUGGACCAAAUUGAUGGUUUUAGAGUCGAUCAUAUGACCCUUUCUGUGCUCUUGACUGCCUGUACUGACACUGGUAGUUUAAUUAGAGGAAAAGAAAUUCAUGCUCAUGCCAUCAGAAUUGGUAUGGAGACUGACUUGAGUGUCAACAAUGCACUUAUUGGAUUUUACAUAAAAUGUGGAACCAUAGACGAUGUGGAGGCCUUGUUUGAGAAGAUGGCCACGAGGGAUGUUAUCACUUGGACAGAGAUGAUCAGAGCAUAUGCAGAGUUUGGGUUGAUUGAUCUGGCUAUGCAGAUUUUUCAUAUAAUGCCAGAGAAGAAUUGUGUUUCUCGCAAUGCCCUUUUGGCAGGACUUUGUGAAAAUGGCAAAGCUUUUGAAGUGCUAGAUUUAUUUAUUAGUAUGGUGGAGGAGGGCUUGGAGUUGACUGACUACACCUUAACUACUGUUUCUAAGGCCUGUGGGUUGCUUGGACAAGGGAAACUUAGCGAGCAGUUGCAAGGGUUUAUUAUCAAGUUUGGUCUCCUGGCCAAUGCUUGUGUGGAAGCAGCUUUGCUUGAUAUGUGCACUCAUUGUGGGAGGAUGGUGGCUGCUGGAAAAAUGUUCAAACGAUGGCCUUUUGAGUGGGAUAGCUCUAUUAUUUGUACUUCUAUGAUAUGUGGGUAUGCACGUAAUGGGCUGCCCGAUGAGGCAAUAUCGCUAUUUUGCCGUUGUAAAGCAGAAGGGAGCAUAAUUCUUGAUGAAAUUGCGUCAAUUUCAAUACUUGGUGUUUGUGGAACUUUAGGGUCUGAUAGGAUGGGUGAGCAGAUUCACUGCCAUGUUCUUAAAUCUGGAUUAUUUUCAGAUUUAGAGGUAGCAAACGCGUUGAUCAGUAUGUACUCAAAGUGUUGGAAUAUGGAUGCUGCUAAAAAAGUCUUUAACAUUAUGCCUGCACAUGAUAUAGUUUCAUGGAAUGGCUUGAUUUCGGGGUUCAUUAUUCACAGGCGGGGAGAUGAUGCCCUCACUGUCUGGUCAAACUUACACAGUGCGGGGAUAAAACCUGACAAGAUCAGCAUCCUUUUAGCUAUAUCAGCUUACAAAUAUACUAAAAUGUUUCUGGGGAUUUCUCGAGCUGGCAGAGAAAACAAUCAGCAAUAUGCCUUUGAACCGGAGGCUUCAGUCUGGCGAGCUUUGCUUGAUGGAUGUAGAAUCCAUUCCAAUGCAAUUCUUGGUAAAAGAGUUAUAAAGCAUUUACUUUUGAUGGAACCGCGAGCUCCUUCCACCUAUGUGCUUGUCGCAAAUCUGUACUCUGCAUCUGGAAGAUGGCAUUGCUCUGAAACAGUGAGGAAAGAAAUGAGAGUGAAAGGGUUUCAGAAACAGCCUUCACGGAGUUGGGUCAUCCAUCAGAACAAGACUAUAUCAUUUUAUACAAGAGAUAAGUCCCAUUCCCAAGCCAAGGACAUCUAUAGCGGGUUGGAAAUCCUAAUUUCAGAAUGCCAAAAAGCUGGGUACGAGCCUGACACAAGUUUCGUUCUUCAUGAAGUUGGAGAACAUCAGAAAUUGGAUUUCUUGUUCUAUCACAGUGCAAAACUUGCUGCAGCAUUCGGUCUUUUGAUGAAUAGACCAGGAAAACCCAUCAAGAUUGUGAAGAACAUCAGCCUUUGUGGGGACUGCCAUCAGUUCUGA
This is a messenger RNA of Eucalyptus grandis, 2418 nucleotides long. RefSeq names its product pentatricopeptide repeat-containing protein At5g03800-like. Lineage: Eukaryota; Viridiplantae; Streptophyta; Magnoliopsida; Myrtales; Myrtaceae. Gene Ontology annotation, molecular function: protein binding; zinc ion binding; RNA binding. Bases 1 to 2418 code for a protein of 805 amino acids. The transcript has 3 exons. Gene Ontology annotation, biological process: RNA modification. The record is from RefSeq and is a predicted model, not a curated record.